UAGAGGAAAUUAUAUCACAGUGUACAAGGGAACUUAAAUGAUGAUUUCCGAUAAAUUUGACGCCUAUGCUCGAAGACCAGUCCGGUCAAAACGGUUGGAGUUUAUGCUUACCCAAAGAGCGAAAAAGCAUAGCACGAAGCGAAGAAGAAGGAAAUGGUAUAAAGUGCGUACCUAAGACGAUACGAUGAGAGACGUUAAAGUAGAUACAAUCGAGAAUUAAUAGUCUUCCUGAACAACCACAGGUAUUAGCCAUGACAAAGGAAAUAUUUCUUCUCUAUUUGUUUUACUUGGUCGUAUUCGCCAAGGCAUCUGUUGAAGUUGAAAGUGCGUAUGUUCCAGAAAUGAAUAACCAAAACGAUGAUAAAAAUAUCUCUUUACCUGAAUGCACAUUCAAUGUCACCAACUCUAGUAUAGAGUACUUCAGGUCUAAGUUAGCAGUGUUCGAAUCAGAGUUCAUAAGAUUUCGGAUUCGCUUGAUAAAUUCUACAGUCGUGACCAAAAUUUUACCAGGCGUAUUUCAGCCUGACCUGUGGGUGUGGACAUAUCGCCCUCCGCAUGGAAACUAUUCUUACCUCAGCUGGAACUUACAGUAUGGAUUACUUAGCUUUUCCAUUCUUGAAACUCAACUAUACGUAAUACGUCACAUUGAUCUCUUGACGACCCAGAGCGAAUGCUUGGUCACAUUCGGGGAAACAGAAACAACAAGCAGUAUUUCACAUUCUCUGAUGAAGAUGGUUGACGUUUCCGAACAUAACGUUCCGAAGUAUCAACACAAUUACAUAUGCUACCUAUCGGAGGUUCCUGGUAUCAAGAAUAGUUUCGCCUACAAAGCCGGGCUUUACCUAAGUUUCCCGGUCACAUUCAUCAAUUACAAAUGCUGCACAUACGGGUACUCAUUUCAAAAGGUGCAAUUUGUUAAGUCCAACUGCAAUAUGUUUUUUGAGAAGUGGCAACUGCUAACGUAUGGACCAUAUUUUCUUGGCGUAACUCUACUGUUGAUUUUUCCCAUUUUGCUAUUUGCGAUGUGUGCAUGCAUUUCUAAAUGCGAUCAAAUCCUUCCAAUGAAUGUCGAAAUGGGGCAGUUUAUAUUAAGAGAUACAAUCGAGCAAAACUGGGUUUAUCUUGAUGGAAACUCGCCUGUAACAGUAUUUCAUGUUUUGUCACAGCCCCUUAAUUGCUUUAGGCGUAAACAUCCCAUCCUUGAUUCACGUCUCAGAUGUUUAAUUUGCGUAUGUUUUGCACCUAUGUUUAUCUAUUUACAAUUGUACAUGUUUAAAGAUGGUUAUGUUUUGUCAUAUCAUGAACCCGUUACAAGGAUUUCCGUCAGAGAUCUGGUCAAGUUUGGCAAACCUGUAGGGUUUCUUGCGCUAUAUGGCGAUAUGUCAGACAUGAAUAAAGCAUUUGUCCCUAUUCUUGGUGGUCCAUUUGGUGUCAUAAUACUGUACUUUUCACUAGCCCUGAUUUUGAUAGUUUGUCCUAAAAGUUUAAAGAAGAUCGUAAAUAAUGGUUUGCCGCGACAAAGCGAUGUUUCAGCCUUGUUUCACGGCCUUGAGGAGAUACCAAUGUCAGAAGCGUGUUAUUGCGACCAGGAAAAAGUGUAUGAAAGAGCAUCAGAAAUUUGCAAGCAAAGAGUUUACUUACUUUUUUCUACUGAUCAAUGGAGGAAGGUAUUCAGCAUCCAAAGAAAGAGAUUUGAGAGCCACCCCAUUUGCCGAGGUUUGAUGAGAACGAUAAUGGAGACACUGACGUUCCCAUUUAAAGCAAUGUUAUGUGUGUUUGAGGUAUUCAUCUAUAUUCUAUUCUUUCUGUUUCCGGUAUUUACUUUCAGCGUAAUAAUUCUCAAAGGUGCAGUUGUUUCAAUAAUGUAUACUAGAAAUUCAUUCAAAAGACGUGGCAGUAUAGUCAGUAACCAUGUAAUUUGGUUUUUCAUUACCGUCUUUAUUUUAGGGGCCGUCUUUGUAUUUGGUUAUUGCGUCUGUCUAGUGUUUCUUGAAAGCUUCAUCUACCUAGCCCAGAUGGCUAUAUACUGUUUUGUUGCCCUAAUUUUGUUUCCUACCAUAGCAUUUGGCUAUCUGUUUUUCUUUGUGACCCUAAUGUAUUACUUGGCACAUUUAGUUGGAGACUUUGGAGAUGGGUAUUCGCGACUGUUACAGAUCGUCGUGAACAAAUCUAUAGUAUUGGAACAAGCUGUAAAUGUCGUGAUUUACAAUGAUAAGACAUUGGAGAUUAUAAAUGUCAAUCAACACUUCGAAACUGUAAAACUGAACGGAGAAGAAAUAGCUAUUCCAAUAGAAACACAGAUCAACAUCCAGUCAAGGGUUAGUCAUGUACAAAUGGUGAUGCACAAACAUUUUGCACCCGGAAUUCCACGGGAACUGUUCGACAAAAUUGUUAAGGAAAAACGACCAGUAAAUGCGCAGAUAGUGCACUUACUUGUUCACCUCACUAUCAUAAUGUCUCUAUAAUAAUAACAGUAACAUUGACUUUAGUAUCUAAGUUCAACUCGGCGUUUAAUACUAAUGAAUCUGAAGUGUUGCACAUUGUAUUCACUGUCAUUGUUGGAUUCAUACCCAAACUGGUAGAAAUGUUUCUUAAAGGAGGGAGUGACGCUGGAAGAAAGGAGAUCGAGGAAAAAGAGAUAGGAGAAAUCGUUGAAAAGUUCUGGACAACUAGGGAUUGAACCUAAAGAUAAUCCCGGUUUCUGAGAAUUUGUAUCCCGACUAUUUAACAAUUACUUAGUGUUGAAAUUGACAUGAAUAGUUGAUUUGAUGCUUAUGUAGGUAUGCUGAAUUUGUUGAAUGUGCUGUCUUAGGUAUGCAUAAUUACUCGGCGACGUUAUGGAACUUAAGCUAAUUGAUACUGUUGGAAGCUUAAUUAUGUAGCCCUAAUAUACCUUAUCUUUGAAUUUGUUGUGAUAAAGACGUCAGAUGUUUUCGGUCAAAACUGUUGUGGAAGUUGGUGUCGUUUUAUGAUGUGCGUCUUGUAUAUUUGAUGUUUUCUUAUUUAAAAAAAUACUUCAGUUUGGUAAGAUUAAAAUGUUUCGAAAAAUUGUAGCCUGUAGUUUUUUUCGAAGUAUUGUGUUGUCUUAAGUAUUAAUAUAAAUUGUUUGUGCUUCUUUUGUUUGGUUGUUCUUUUUAUUUAAUAUAAAGAACGUUUAGCAGUAGGUUUAUUGUUACUAUUACCGCCAUAAAGUUUGAAGUAAUGCGCCGCUUAGAAAUCACUAGCAUAAUUCGUCGGUCAGAGAUUUAAUACUUAAGGAAUGUCUCUUUUGGUGAACACUUGUGCUAUGGGAUAGUUGCAGAUUUGUCUGCUUUCAAUUAUAUUGUUAUACGGCUGAUUGUUCAAGCAAGGUUUCUGUUAACAAUCUGCUACUUAUGUUCACUUAUACAACAUUGUUUAUAAUAAUUAUAUGACCCAUGCUUUUACUUAAGAAUGAUUUCAUACGGAUGAAGAAACUUGAAAACUGUACAAAUAUUGAUAAAAUAUGGUUUGGCCAUUAAUGUACUGAUGCACAAAGGUUUUAUUUAGAGAUACAUCGGCUAUUUGAAAAUGACAAAACUGACGUAAACAGGUUUUUUAUGUGACCGAAAAAUACUUAAAAGACUAUUGCUCGAAGAAAGAAACAGGAAGUUUAUAGAAAAAGAAUCAUAGAUAUUGAAAAAUCUUGAGCAAAAGUAGACCUAGUUUAGGAAAUAUUAUAAGUUUUAUCUUCCCAUAAUCAAAUGAAAGACCACUUGAUAGAAAACAAAGAUAUUGUCUUUGCUCCAAUAACAUCGAAGUGGAAGAAGAAUGUCACCAUGCUAGUGUUUGUCUGUCUAUUUAAUUGAAGGCAAAAUGUAAAGACAUUAUGUUACGUAAGAACAUCAACUGUGUUUAAAUAUCUACAUUUCUUACAAACAGAUAAUAUAAACGUAUAAAGCAAAGCCUGUUAAAAUUUCCGUUAAAAAUAUGUGAGAACGUAAUUUGGUUGAAAUUGUUAAUCCUCUGGCCCCAAUUUCUUCAAACUUCUUAAGUCCCUUAUAACAGGAUUAAGCUAAACCCACUAUUUUCAUUUUUCAAUAUUUUGCUUUUUAUAUACUCCUUUACAAGUUUUAUUCCUUUAAAUUUGAAUUAUCGUUACAUUUAUCACAAUAAACUAUUUCUCAUUUAACAAAAUUCACUAUAAGUAUGUAUUUUGGCUGUUUGAAAUAAGCAACUUAAGCCUGUUCAGCUUAAGAAGUUUCGAGAUAUUGGGGCCAGGUUUAAAUAUAAAUAUUACAAAAAUAGUAUAAACGUUUUAGUAUCGCAUGUCAUUGUAAUAUUUUUGUAUAUGUACUCUUGUAGAAUUGUGUUUGUUUGUUACUAUACAUAUACACGUUGACGUAAUUUAUUGUAAACAAAUGUGUUGUAGACGAUGUACAUUGUAAAAGGCUGAA
Molecule: messenger RNA, 4415 nt
Organism: Mya arenaria
Lineage: Eukaryota; Metazoa; Mollusca; Bivalvia; Myida; Myidae
Exons: 2
Coding region: 252-2465 (737 amino acids)
Source: RefSeq, a predicted model, not a curated record